This is a messenger RNA of Porites lobata, 324 nucleotides long. The record is from the annotation of a GenBank genome assembly. NCBI's taxonomy places the organism in Eukaryota, Metazoa, Cnidaria, Anthozoa, Scleractinia, Poritidae.
AUGGCUUCAGCUAAUCCAGAUAUUUUGUAUAAAUUUGAGUCUAUGAGAACGAAAUGGAGACGCUGUUUUGAAGAAGAUAAGCCUGAUAUAGCAAAGACUGUUAGACACUUCUUUGGCCGACAGUUUUACAGAAAGCACAAGCAUUCUACCUAUGUGAUCGGCGAACUGCCCGAGGGAAUAUUCCGUUUAAAACCUACCAUGUACCAAAACCUUAAGAAGAAAAUUGAAGAGCAAAUUGAAGAGACGUUGCCUGACGUUCGACCGACAGCUGGUGCCACACUCCUAUGCCACAGUUAUACAGAACGAAAAAUGGUUUCCAGAUGA